Osmia lignaria (orchard mason bee) is the source of this 5160-nucleotide messenger RNA. The record is from RefSeq and is a predicted model, not a curated record. NCBI's taxonomy places the organism in Eukaryota, Metazoa, Arthropoda, Insecta, Hymenoptera, Megachilidae.
GGUUGAAGAUCGUUUCUUCCGAGGCCUUCGACAUUGAACGGAAGAACAUCUAGUGGUGGGCUUGAAGAUCCGUGUAAACCUGUCAUCAAAUUUAAUAUUCAUUGUUUAUUGGAAUGACUGCCUAAUGGUGAAUUGCAAUAAAUGAAAAUGAAGAAGACUAAUAUAUCGAACUUACUGCAAUCAAUUUCUCUCCUUGCUACUCUGAGAGUAGUGGUCAAUGGUCAAACAACCUGUAAUGGUGGUUUAGGUCGAGUCGUUUAUGAGAGACUUCCGGAUCAGCAGCUUCAGGGUUUCGACGACGAUGUGGUGAGAGACUCGGCACCACCCUUUAGAGUUUUAGAAAAAUGUCAGGAACUAUGUCUACGAGACAGAACGGCGACGAACAACCUGGUUCGUGCCUGUACCAGCUUCGAUUUUCAACCUGGAAGCAGAAUAGCGUCUUUCAGUGGAGCUGCAGAAUACGAGGAGAGUACUUGUUAUUUAACAAGGGAGCAGGCUCAACCAGAAGGUAUCGGGAAUCUGAUGUUGGUACCAAACAGCGUUCAUUUCACGGAAGUUUGUCUCGGUUCUGACAGGAUAGAAAGGGAAUGUCCCAAUAGGCGUUAUGUGUUUGAGAGACAUCCAAGGAAGAAAUUAAAGCUACCAUUGACGGAUAUUAAAGAAGUUAGCGCAGCAAAUAGGACGGACUGCGAGGACAGAUGUCUAAACGAAUUCAGCUUUAUUUGUCGAUCUGCAACCUAUGAUACUGCGUUGAGGAGCUGUGCUUUGAGUCGUUUCACUAGAAGAACUCAUCCUGAACUACUGGAAGACGAUCCGAACUCUGAUUACUUGGAAAAUACUUGUCUGAAUGCUGAACGUCGUUGCGACGGAUUAACGGUGUUCGUUAAAGAGGAGAACAAGCGUCUCCGGGGACCAUUUGAAGUCGAUAUUUACACGAAUCUUACUCUGGAUGAAUGUCAAGCACUUUGUCUGAGAGCGGAGAAAUACUUUUGCAGGAGCGUUGAAUUCGACGAACAAACGCGGCAAUGUAUCAUCUCAGAAGAGGACUCUGUUUCUCAAAAAGACGACAUAGGAAUCAGUAGCAGUCCCAGUCAUCAUUUUUAUGAUUUAGUUUGCUUGGACAAUCAUCCGUCCAUAGCACGUGGCUCCGAAUACCCGGACAGCAGCUCCUCGUCGCACCUUUUCUCCGAUGGACGUCGUCCUGACACCGCGUUUCAACGUUAUCGAAACUCCCGUUUAAGCGGGGAAUUUCAUUCGGAAAUCACCGGCCGAAGCUUGAGCGAAUGCCUUGACGAGUGUCUUCGACAGACAAGCUUUCAAUGCCGGAGCGCUGUCUAUUCUGAACAUUAUCACACAUGUCGAUUGAGCCGAUUCAAUCAACGCGAUGGCCACAGGAUCAUCUACGAUGCAGAUUACGAUUACUACGAGAACCUCAUGCAUCAAUAUUUGGAUGGAGACAGAGAUAACCCAGGAUACAGACCAGAUCCUCUGGGACAGGACACCAAUUUUGGUCGGCCAUCCCUAGGAAGACCUGGAUAUCCAGAUGAUUACGACAAAGGAUACAGCAGUAGCGUUAAACCGGAUCGUUAUCCAGACCGUCACCCAGAUCGUCACCCGGACCGUUAUCCAGAUCGCUAUCCUGAUAGAUAUCCAGACCGAUACCCGGAUAAAUAUCCAGCAGACCGUUAUCCAGCAGAUAGAUAUCCAGACAAAUAUCCAGAUCGUUAUCCAGCAGAUAGAUAUCCAGACAAAUACCCAGAUCGUUAUCCAGCAGAUAGAUAUCCAGACAAGUAUCCAGAUCGUUAUCCAACAGACAGAUAUCCAGACAAAUACCCAGAUCGUUAUCCAGCAGAUAGAUAUCCAGACAAGUAUCCAGAUCGUUAUCCAGCAGAUAGAUAUCCAGACAAGUAUCCAGAUCGUUAUCCAGCAGAUAGAUAUCCAGAUAAGUAUCCAGACAAAUAUCCAGAUAAGUAUCCAGACAGAUAUCACAUAAGCGGACAAUAUCCAAUCGCAGGAGGGGCAGAUACUUUCCCUGAACCUAUAGACCGAUAUCCUAUUAGUGAUCGUUAUCCAAUUGCUGACAGAUAUCCAAGUUCAGACAGAUAUCCAAUUGCUGACCGUUUCCCUGUUAGAGGUGGCGAUCGUCGUCCUAUUCAACCUGAUCGGUAUCCCAUUCCUGACCCCGCGGUAGACAGGUAUCCCACAAACACUCGUUAUCCUACGGCCGUUGGUGGUCGGUACCCAAUAUCUCCAAGUCGUUAUCCCAACGACGCCGAUCGAUACCCUAAUGCCAUUGACCGGUAUCCUAUUUCCGAUGAUCCUUUGGAGAGAUAUCCUUCCGGCGCAGGGGGUGUUAGACCUCACGUCGACCGGUAUCCCAUCAGCGAAAGGUAUCCGGAGAAGGAUCUUUAUCCCAGUCGCUAUCCCCCAUCGUCUCACGGUGGUAGUUAUCCAGCAAACUACCCCGCGGACGACGUCUAUGGUCCCCAGCCUCAUCCGGACCGCAACCACUAUGGAGUAGCAGGACCAACGCGACCCUUAGGUUACGGUGGUUACAGUAACGAUGGUGGAAUAAUCGGUGGGGGUUACAUAGGCGAAGGUGGAGUCUACAAUUCCCGACCUUUCGGAACCAGUGGUGGACCCAUCAUCGGUCGACCACCUCUGGUCUCCAGAUGCGACGAACAGGACAACUUCCGACAAGUUGGACCUCACACCAGAGUACGGAAACCAUUCGUCAGACGAUACACAACAGCUUCGUCGUUGGCCCAGUGCGAGAGGGAGUGCGCUGACGCUAGGGACUUCGUCUGCAGGUCGUUCAACUAUCGUCCGUACGCUGCUCCUUACGGGGCUGAAAGGGACAAUUGCGAGUUGAGUGACCGUGAUUCCAGGGACAUGGACAUGGGCAACCCUGUGUACUAUGAUACUGGGUCUGACUAUGAUUUCUAUGAACGGAACAACGGCAGACAAGGAGCCGACGCGGAGUGUCUCGACGUGAGUCAAGUCUGUAGCGAAGACGGAAUGGAAUUUACUUUAAGGACACCGGAAGGAUUCAUUGGCCGGAUUUACACGUACGGCUAUUACGAUCGAUGCUUCUUCCGUGGAAACGGAGGAACGGUAAACGUGCUUCGAAUCAGUGGUCCUCAGGGUUAUCCUGAAUGCGGCACUCAAAGAUAUGGUGAUACGAUGACGAACAUCGUGGUGGUACAGUUCUCCGACUACGUGCAAACAGGAAGAGACAAACGCUUCAAUCUGACCUGUCUGUUUCGAGGCCCUGGCGAAGCUGUCGUCACAUCCGGCUACAUCGGUGCCGGGUAUGCCAGAUCAGGGUCUCCAAUCCCCAUCGAAUAUCUACCAGCAGAAAACACCCUAAGCUCCAGAGUACGUUUGCUGAUCCUCUAUCAGGGUAGACCUACAACAACCAUUGCUGUUGGUGAUCCACUUACUUUUAGGCUUGAAGCUCAGGAUGGAUACAAUUAUGUGACUGAUAUUUUUGCCACCAACGUCAUAGCCAGAGAUCCUUAUUCCGGAAGAAGUGUCCAACUUAUAGACAGAUAUGGAUGCCCGGUAGACAAUUACGUGUUUCCGGGACUGGAUCGUCUACGCGACGGAGACAGCCUGGAGGCACGAUUCAACGCUUUCAAAAUCCCCGAAUCUAAUUUCUUAGUGUUCGAAGCGACGGUGAGAACCUGUCGAGACGGUUGUCAGCCAGCGUAUUGCUCAGGUGGUACCGGAAGAAGCGAACCGUCCUUUGGAAGAAGACGAAGAGACGUGUCUCAGAAUGACACGAUUGCUGAAGAAAAUGAAAUAAGCACGAUAACAGAGGCUAUUGGUAAUGACACGUCCACGGUAGCUAAUUCCACCGUCGUUGAAGAAGAUAACAACGAAGAGGAGGAGGAGGAGGAGGAGGAAGAGGAAGAGGAGGAAGAAGAACACGUGAGAGAAAUGAUCGAGGUACUUGACUCAAGAAUGGACAUCGACGAAGAAACGAUGGUCGAAAGGCAAACUACCAUUAUGGAGAACGUUUGCAUAACACCGAAUGAGUAUUACGGACUUGUAACAGCAGUGGCAGUACUCGUGGUGCUCCUUGCUUCCGUGGUAUUGUUAUCGAUGCUGAUCUACAGGAAAUACGCUUACUCAGUGAUCACGAAGAAUCGUAGAGUUGAUAAAGCAUGCAAUCGCAGCAGUCAUUCGGACGAUGCUUACAGCAGUCGAGCGAAUAAUUUCUCCUUCUUAAGAACUGGGCUUCAAAAACCAUUUCAAUCUACAUCAAUUUCCCGAUCGAUGAGCAAUGUGAUUAACCAACGCGUGAGUUCCUCGUCCACCGCUCUGGAAGGUGCUGUAGGUUUAUCAUCCAGCAGAAGAACCGGCUUCGAUCCAAGUGAACCAAUUUAUACUGAUCCAUCAUUAUUUGAGGUUGCUCAUUGUUCAUCGCCGAAACCCGUGCUUGAUGAUAAUUUCCGUCUCAUGUGAAGAACAAUGAGAAUCCUGGAAACAUACAAAAAGAAAUAUAUAAAAAUCGACUGAUUUUCAUGGCAAUAUUAAAGUUUCAUUUCAGGCAUCUUUCAGGUAACGUUCGAUCUCAUAGGUACUUUACAUCUUUUUUUCUAUUAAUAUUUGCAUACUUAGAAGCUUCAUCUUCUGUUUGUUCUUUUCCUUCAAUAAUUGCUAGUCAAGUUCUCUGACCACUGCCAGCUACAACUGCCAUGACAAUUGAUCAUUGAAAUUUUAUUUGAUAAUAAUACCAACAAUUUUGUUUAUAACUAAUGGUUUAUUAAUGUCGCAUAAUAUUUCGUAUUUACAAGGUCUACUUUUAUUCUUUAAAAGCUUGCAAGUUACAAUGGGAUCAAAUGAAACUCUAUUAAUUCGUCGCUGUGUCGACAAAAUCAGAGAGAUCCAAUUGCAACGGGUUGAUGUUCUUGAAACUGUGUAUUCCUUUUAUUUCUAAGCAAUCACAAUGAAAAAAGAAUACUUUCUAUGUCCGUAGAAGGCAAAAUAUAAAAUACCUAGGAGAAUCAGAACGAAUUCAGUCUCUCCGUUCGCGUUUUGAAUCUAUCAUUAGCAAGUAUCGUAAAUAGUUAGCAUUACGAGUUUUUAUUUAUUACGGUUUCGUUUGAAUUGUAGGUAGGGAGAAUGAUUAAUAAACGGAUAGAACAGAAAGUA